AUGGCGAUGAUGAUGACUGGCCGUGUGCUGCUGGUGUGUGCCCUCUGCGUGCUGUGGUGCGGUGCCGGCGGUGGCUACGCGUGGGAUCUUUCGGAUAAUGAAACGUUGCAUGAAAAACAUUAUGGAGCAAACGGUACGUACUGCAGGCUCAACAGCAACUACUCUUUUUGCGAAGAAAAAAGAAAUGCAAGUAAACGAGAACAAGCUGCCUCACAGGCGGGUGAUGGCGCUCAGAGAGACAAUGACAGUGAUCAAUCGAGUGCCGGUGGUUCCUCUGGGGGGCAGGAACAAACCUCGGAGAAAAAUGUUUCUGAUCGAUCGGGAGGAGCCACAGGUACACAACUACAAAAGCCGGGAGAGGGAGGAACAGAAACACCAACACCAACAGUCACCGCUGCUCAUUCUGCUGAUGGUCAGGGCAACAGUUCGGAGGAAAGUCAUUUGGGUCAACCGGAAGGAACUGCAGGCGAAGGUACACAGGCAUCACAAAAGCCGGGAGAGGGAGGAACAGAAACACCAACACCAGCAACAGUCACCGCCGCUCAAACAAGUGCCACGAGGACGCCUGACGACAGUGACAGCAGCACCGCGGCCUCUCACACCACCUCCCCUCUUUUUCUUUUUCUUCUUGCGUGUGCAGCAGCUGCUGCGGUGGUGGCCGCGUGA
Trypanosoma cruzi is the source of this 666-nucleotide messenger RNA. Its product is annotated as mucin-associated surface protein (MASP), putative. The record is from RefSeq and is a predicted model, not a curated record. The transcript has a single exon. Bases 1 to 666 code for a protein of 221 amino acids. NCBI's taxonomy places the organism in Eukaryota, Euglenozoa, Kinetoplastea, Trypanosomatida, Trypanosomatidae.